This is a messenger RNA of Cordyceps fumosorosea ARSEF 2679, 1152 nucleotides long. Its product is annotated as Fe(2+) transport protein 3. The record is from RefSeq and is a predicted model, not a curated record. The coding region runs from base 1 to 1152 and encodes 383 amino acids. Gene Ontology annotation, molecular function: zinc ion transmembrane transporter activity. The transcript is spliced from 5 exons. Gene Ontology annotation, cellular component: plasma membrane. NCBI's taxonomy places the organism in Eukaryota, Fungi, Ascomycota, Sordariomycetes, Hypocreales, Cordycipitaceae. Gene Ontology annotation, biological process: zinc ion transmembrane transport.
AUGGCCGGUGAAAAGCCCCAGUGCGGCAAUGCUGACAAGUCCGAGGUCGAGUACGACCUUCCACUUCAUGUGGUUGGCUUGUUCCUAAUCCUGGCUUCCUCACUGCUAGGAGCCGGAUUCCCCGUCGUGGCCAAGCGGUUCAAGUCUCUCAAGAUACCCCCUUCCAUCUUCUUUGCCUGCAAGCACUUUGGAACGGGUGUCCUCAUUGCCACGGCCUUUGUCCACCUGCUUCCUACCGCCUUUGGCAAUCUCAUGAACCCAUGUCUCCCCGAUCUCUUCACGGACAAGUAUCCGCCCAUGCCGGGUGUGAUCAUGAUGGGGUCCAUGUUCAUCCUCUUCGUGAUUGAGAUGUACCUCAACGCCAAGACGGGCGGCCACUCCCACGGCGGUCCCACGGGCGAGGGCCUCACCGAGCCCAGCCACCACCAGCAUCAUCAUGUGCGCCCCGAGACCGCGGACGCGGAGAAGAAGAACGACACGACCGUGAUUGUGGGCGGCAUCACCGAGGACGAGAGCGGCUACAGCAGCCCCACCACCACGGAAUACCGGACUGGCGACUCGUCUUCGGCCCUCGACGUGGCCGCCCCCCGGAGCAGCAAGAAGAACGCCGCCACCGAGGUCCGCUACUUUGACGAGGCCGGCGUCGAGGUGGACCCGCAGGUGUACCGCAAGAUGUCCGCCAACAUCACCCUGCUGGAAGGCGGCAUCCUCUUCCACUCCGUCUUUGUCGGCAUGACCCUCUCCAUCACCGUCGACGGCUUCGUCAUCUUGCUCAUCGCCUUCCUCUUCCACCAGGCCUUUGAGGGCCUCGGCCUCGGCUCCCGCAUCGCCGCCGUGCCGUACCCGCAGGGCAGCGUCCGGCCGUGGCUGCUGGUGGUCGCGUUCGGCGUCACCGCGCCGCUGGGCCAGGCGAUCGGCCUCGGCGCGCGCAACACGUACGACCCGGACAGCGCGUUCGGCCUCAUCAUAGUGGGCGUCUUCAACGCCAUCUCCUCGGGCCUGCUCAUCUACGCGGCGCUGGUGGAUCUCCUGGCGCAGGACUUCCUGUCCGAGGAGGCCGAGAGGCUGAUGAGUGUGAAGAAGAAGGCGACGGCGUUUGCGUUUGUUCUCCUAGGAGCUGCUGCCAUGGCCUUUGUUGGCGCCUUUGCGUGA